CAGCCGUGGUCCGCGGCGGGCGGGCAGUGCGGGACAGGCGGGAGCCGGCGAAGAGUGGUGCUUGUACCUGAGAAAUCAUGUUCAACUUCAGAUGCAUCCAGAAGUUACUACAGUACCUGAAAUUUUUCAUUUAUUUAUUUAUUGAGAAUCUCAUCUGUAUAUGUCCUUUACGCAAAAAAUCUUUUGCUGGUGAAAUAGUUCUUAUUACUGGUUCUGCAAAUGGAAUUGGAAGGCAGGUUGCCUUAAAAUUUGCUCCUUUAGGAGUGACUUUGGUUCUUUGGGACAUCGAUGACAAAGGUAACAAAGAAACAUGCAGAUUAGCCCAAGAAAAGGGAGCUAACCGGGUGUUUGUCUAUCAUUGUGACUGCAGCAGUAGAGAGGAUGUCUAUGAAAAGGCAGACAAGGUUAAAAAAGAAGUUGGGGAUGUUACUAUUCUAAUCAAUAAUGCUGGCAUACUGAUUGGGAAGAAGUUCUGUGACCUUUCAGAUGCAGAUUUUGAAAAGACCUUCAAAACCAACUUCUUCUCUCAAGUUUGGACUUGCAAGGCUUUUCUUCCAGCCAUGAUGACCUAUAACCGUGGGCACCUGGUUAGCACGGCCAGUGCAAGUGGAUUACUGGGACUCUACAGACUGACAGAUUAUGCUGCAAGCAAGUAUGCAAUCAUUGGAAUGAUGGAAGGCAUUAAUUCAGAACUAUAUCAUGCAGGAAAACAUGGCAUUAAAACCACAAUCAUUUGCCCUUAUUUUAUUAGCACUAAAUUAAGUAAAGGUUUCCAAAGCGCAAAACCUCUUUUGCUUCCUGUUUACGAUCCAGAGUAUGUAGCCAGCAAGAUCUUGAAUGCAAUUAAAAAGGAAAAGUUUUAUCUAAUCAUGCCUCCAACUUUACGCUUAUUGGGUUUCAAAACUUUCGUUCCUAGAAAAACAAUACUAUGCUUCGAAUCAUGCAUCAAGUUCCCUGAGAGCAUGGAUAAUGCCUUUGGUCAGAAGGAAAAGGAUUGAAACAAAAAUAUUCUGAAGACUGCAAGUACCAUCGAAUUGAAUAUUUUCAGUAAAAAAUAAGUUUAAUUCAUGUUUAUUCUUUGACAGACAAUUUAUUUCUUGUAUGAUAUUUGACAUUGGUCAACAUGCAAUUUAAUUCUUCAUAACUGUCUUUUAUGUCUUUAUGUUUGGUAAUUUUCCGAGUAACCUUUGAAAAAAUCACUGAAAUUUAAAAUUACAUAGGUAUUAUGUUAAGUGACUAAGCAACAACUUGGCAUGGACUGUAUUGCUUUCAGACUGAAACUUUAAUGAGGUAACCUGUUUGUCAGUGUGGAACAUAAUUCUGGUAUAAAUCAUGGGAAAAGGAAUACAGACAAGAGGAAUACCUCAUGUAUUCUUGUAUAAUUAUGGGCUGACUCUUGAGCAAAAUCUCUUCUUAUGUUUGGGGAGAAGUCCUUCAACUGUCUUCAAAUGAAACUACAACCUAGAGAUAAAAAAGAACACAAAACCUCCUCAAGAGCAGAAAUUCAGGGAUUAGUUGCACAAAAGUACAUGCUGGUACUUAAUUGAUAAAAAUCAAUCCUCAUGUAAAUUUUCAGGAAAUGCUAGCAUAAAAUGUUCCUAAUUUGCUUAACUUAAAAAAUAAACAAAUAAAAUGCGGUAGUAGUGAAUCUACAAAGCCUAGUUUCUAAAAAUCCACUGUAAGAAAUUAGAGUGGAUUUUUAGAAACUAGGCUUUGUAGUCAUCUAUUGUCCAUAUUUACCCCAAUAUUUCAAUUGUACUUAAGUAAACCCAUACUUACAAGCUCCCUUCCAGCUAUAAAUGCUUAUAAGAAUGCACACUCCAAUGAAAAAACUAUUUUUUUAACACCAGUGUUUCCAAAGUAUGCAUGCAUUCAGUAAAUUCUUUCAUGUACCUGUAGAUAUUACAGGGAAAAUUUUAGCUGAGAGAAUGAGAAAGCUAUCUUGAGUUUGCCUCUUUGAAAAGCAAGGUUUAUUGAUUUAUAUUUUUAAAAACUCUCUAGGUGAUGAGUAAUUGAAAAAUUAUUUUCUUCCUACUAAUGAGACAGGAACAAAGUCUAAAUUGCUCUAAAUUGUGAAAAAUGGUUUUUUUCUCAAUUGCAAGCAAAUAUGUUGGGUAUUGGGAUUCCCUUAUUCCACAUGAAUGUUGCAAUUUGGCUCUAGAUCUAUGAUCAUUUUUAAGUAUGAUUACAGGAGACAAUGCAAACUGGCAUGACAUUAUAUUUGUGAAUGUAUUGUGGGCCUGAAUAUCUUCAUACGUAAUGUCAUUACUGGUGUUGCAGAGCUUAAGAGCAGGGCUCAUGAGUUGAAAAAUAUAUAUUUUUAAAUUAUUUCUAAAAUGAAACUCACACCUGUUAGUGACAUUAA
Messenger RNA from Corapipo altera (White-ruffed manakin), 2365 nucleotides. Its product is annotated as epidermal retinol dehydrogenase 2-like. Gene Ontology annotation, molecular function: oxidoreductase activity, acting on the CH-OH group of donors, NAD or NADP as acceptor. The transcript has 7 exons. Gene Ontology annotation, cellular component: lipid droplet. The record is from RefSeq and is a predicted model, not a curated record. Bases 78 to 998 code for a protein of 306 amino acids. Lineage: Eukaryota; Metazoa; Chordata; Aves; Passeriformes; Pipridae.